ACGCGGAUUUUCACGGUCAACAGAAAUGGCGAUGGAUCAGCAACAAAUGUACAACCAGGCAUAUGGCGAUGCAUUACGUACGAAUGAAAACGAAACUCAGCGAUGGAGCGCGUACCGGCAGGAACAUCUGGAUCUGAAAGAAAACCUCAAAAUGUAUCAAAAAACACCCCGUGCCGAUAUUCUCAUCCCCAUGGGCACGAAGGCACUUCUCCCUGGUCAGCUCUACCACACGGGCGAGGUGCUCGUCAGCCACGGUGGUGGAUAUUUUACCGAAUGUACAUCGGAACAGGCACGAUCGAUUGCCGAUCGCCGGGUGCAGCUAGCGGAUGAGAUGCUCCAGAAGUAUGACCGCGAGCGAACACUGUACAGUGAUAAACUUGAAGUGCCCUUCAUCAAUGAAGCGUUCGCCCAAGGUGGACGUGAGAUUAUUGAGCCAUACGAUGAGCAGACGGAGGAACGGUGGCGAGCAGAGCAUCGGCGUCGUGUUCGGGAAACCAAGCAAAGGGAGGCAGUCGAUAGGAAAAAGAAGGAUCAGGAUGAUAGGGACCUUUUUGAAAAGCUAGAAGAAAUGGAACUGCUGGAAGAGUUGGAAAAUGAAAUGGAGCAACUGGACAUGCCGGAAGACGACGAUGAUCAGCUGGGGCGUUUGAUGCGUGGAGAAAUUCGUUUGAACAGCAAACUAAGAACCGCUCAUCGUUCAGUACCGGCAGCCGAAAACGAUACCAUAGAUAUUAGAAAGCCAACCAAGGAAAGUCCUACGGAAGGUGAGCAAAAUACCACGACAGAAGACGAGGAAAAUGGGAAAAUUUCGGACGAAGAUCUAGUAACUACUGACGAUGAGUCAGUGGAUGGUCAAGGCGAGGAAGAUAUUUCGCCAGAGUUCUCGCAGUUACUGAACGAAACAAAAAUGCUAGCCAAGGAGGAGAAAAUCAAAAUCUUCCAAGCAAAACAGAAAGACGUUCGCAAACGUUUGUAUCAGAACUCUAUUACUAUCACCGAAAAAGUGGAUCUGUAUCAGUUGUACGAGGAGCUAGAGGAGGCCCUGGAUUUCCUUCGGGCCGGUCAAGAAACUGAUGAAGCCAUCGACGACGAGCAGGAGGAGGAGGAAACAAAAUCGGAUCAAGAACCAACGGCAAACUAUACGGAGAAACAGCGCAGGAAGAUAUCGUUUGCUGAACACGACGAGAUCAAACUGAUAGAAAAUUGGCAGGGUUUGAGGAUCACUGACAAGCUACCUACAGGCAACACCGAAAAGACAGUCUUUUUGCCCAUCGUACACUCAGCGGAAACACUUUCCAAUGAAUACCGCAACGAAGCACAGGAAGAUGAAAUCAUCUGUCCGGCGGACAUCUUCCGUAAGGAAAUGGAACGGAGAGAAACUCCCGUGGAACUUAGAUCGAUUUUGAAGAACAAACAUUUUGUAGAAAAAGAAUCCCACAGUGCCAACGAAUCAUUCGGUAAAACCGGCGUUAAACGCAUGGUCAAAGAGACAAGAAUGAAAGAUACGAUGCAGGACGACAUAUUGGGAGAAAUCGUGGAACAUAAAAUUGAACCGGAAAGUACUAGUGCUGUCACUGAUUUACCUCCACAACCCAAGAAGAAAGUAAGUCGCUUUAAGCAGCAGCGACAUUAAGAUAGAUUCAUGUUAUGUUUAGUUCAUAAAUAAAUUGUAUAAUAGGGUAAAAUAUAUCUUGUAUCUUUUUGAUUCUCAUGCCAAACGCAAAAAACGUCGUUUCG
Molecule: messenger RNA, 1737 nt
Organism: Anopheles coustani
Lineage: Eukaryota; Metazoa; Arthropoda; Insecta; Diptera; Culicidae
Gene: uri
Product: unconventional prefoldin RPB5 interactor-like protein
Exons: 2
Coding region: 26-1633 (535 amino acids)
Biological process (GO): negative regulation of phosphatase activity; negative regulation of transcription by RNA polymerase II
Molecular function (GO): phosphatase inhibitor activity; transcription corepressor activity; chromatin binding
Source: RefSeq, a predicted model, not a curated record